Messenger RNA from Hevea brasiliensis (rubber tree), 1385 nucleotides. RefSeq names its product abscisic acid receptor PYL8. Gene Ontology annotation, cellular component: nucleus; cytoplasm. The record is from RefSeq and is a predicted model, not a curated record. Bases 332 to 913 code for a protein of 193 amino acids. Lineage: Eukaryota; Viridiplantae; Streptophyta; Magnoliopsida; Malpighiales; Euphorbiaceae. The transcript has 3 exons. Gene Ontology annotation, molecular function: abscisic acid binding; signaling receptor activity; protein phosphatase inhibitor activity. Gene Ontology annotation, biological process: abscisic acid-activated signaling pathway.
UUUGUUAUUUCAGUUGAUUAGAUAAUAGAAAGGCAUGAGGUAGCUCUUCUAUGGCGGUGAGUCUUGUACGCUUCCUCAUCUCCUCUUGACAAAAGAAAGGCGAAGAAAAGACUUUUAACACGAAUUCCUUAUUUCCAUAUUAAAAGCGGUCCUUGGUGGAGAAUUAUCGUCGGCCGGCCGUCGCACCUGUGAUUUCGGCGAGGGAGGUGUUUUGGAGGGAGAAAGCGGACUUUGUCUCUCUCACACGCUUUCUCUCUAUCCAUCUGAUGGUUCUGUUUGCAGUGAGGGAAAGAUAAGGACGCGUUUGGUUUGAAGAGAAAGCAAACCGAAAAUGAAUGGUCAGAGUAAUGGGACAGCGAUUGGAAAUGGAUUUGGAAGUGUAGAGACUGAAUACAUUAGGAGACAUCAUAGGCAUGAUCCUGCUGAUCAUCAGUGUAGCUCUGCUCUCGUUAAGCACAUCAAAGCUCCUGUUCAUCUUGUUUGGUCUCUCGUGAGGAGAUUUGAUCAACCACAGAAGUAUAAGCCAUUUAUUAGGAGGUGUGUUGCGCAGGGGAACCUUCAGAUUGGCAGUGUUAGAGAAAUUGAUGUAAAGUCUGGGCUUCCUGCCACUACAAGUACUGAAAGAUUGGAGUUUCUUGAUGAUGAUGAGCAUAUCCUCAGCAUCAGGAUUGUUGGUGGGGAUCAUAGAUUGAGGAACUAUUCUUCAAUCAUUUCCCUCCAUCCAGAGAUCAUUGAUGGAAGACCAGGGACUCUGGUGAUCGAGUCAUUUGUGGUGGAUGUACCUGAAGGGAAUACCAAGGAUGAAACGUGCUACUUUGUUGAAGCUCUGAUCAAAUGCAAUCUCAAAUCACUAACUGACGUGUCAGAGCAGCUUGCAGUGCAGGAUCGAACUGAACCCAUUAAUUGCAUCUGAGGAACAUUAGACAGGACUCUGGAGAUGUGGUGGAGGCUAUGGUUGCAAAGGAUGAAGCUUCCAGGACUCUGACACUCUGGAUACGGACUGGCUGUAGUACUUUCUUUCAUCUUCCAGACACUGUUGCACUCUUUUUCCUUGAUUGUGAUGUUCUCCUCCUCAAUUUAUUUGCUGGAUUUCCUAUCUACAGUAGCUCAAGAACCACUCUUAUAAAGGUUUAAACUUGCUUGUGAGUUGUGAAUGAAAGAGUACAAAAGUAAAAACUAGGUUUUUCUUAGUGAUGUCCAGCAUUUUGUCUGUGGUAGUAGCUUUAUGUUGUAUAUAUGUGUGUUGGAAGGAGUUGUUUUGUAUCUGUUGUCUUUCCUUUAUAGUUUUAGGUGUAGGUAGAGAAGUUUGGUGAUAUGAAUUGUCUAGGACCUUAAACCAUUUGUUCUAAAAGCUGUAGCUAAUAUAGAGGUACAUAUGUUUGUCA